AAUUAUACGAACGACUAGUCCUAGAUCGGACGGUCAAGAAAGCCCUUUCAAAUUUUUCUCAAAAACCCUAGUAGUUCUACUCGCCCAUUUCCUCUCUCCAUUCCUACUCCACCCGCCUCCCUGGUUCUCCGUCGGAAAAACCCUAGCCCAAAAUGCCGUUCAAGCGUUACGUGGAGGUCGGGAGGGUUGCCCUGGUGAACUACGGCAACGAAUACGGGAAGCUUGUCGUCAUUGUCGACGUCAUCGACCAGAACCGAGCUCUUGUGGAUGCCCCUGACAUGGUGAGAUGCCAAAUGAAUUUCAAGAGGCUCUCUCUAACUGACAUCACUAUUGACAUCAAAAGGGCCCCAAAGAAGAAGACGCUGAUUGCAGCGAUGGAGGCUGGAGAUGUUAAGAACAAGUGGGAGAACAGCUCCUGGGGCAGAAAGCUGAUUGUGCAGAAAAGAAGGGCAGCUCUCAACGAUUUUGAUAGGUUCAAGCUUAUGUUGGCAAAAAUCAAGAGGGGUGGACUGAUCCGACAAGAGCUUGCCAAGCUUAAAAAACAGAAUGCAUCUUGAGCAUUAUUUUUAUAUGCAACAGCAAUUUUGUUAUGAACUUUUGCAAGUUAUCCUGGUUGGGAGUUUUUUUUUUUUUUUUAUCUUUUUUCUUUUUGCUUGUUGGUUGGGAGUUUGAUGUUAGUUUCUUUUAGGGAUAAGUUCAGGUUUGGAUAAAAAAAGAAGUUCAGAUGUUGUAUGAGACUCCAGAAUCAAAUUUGUUGUUCUCUGGAAAA
Molecule: messenger RNA, 769 nt
Organism: Rhododendron vialii
Lineage: Eukaryota; Viridiplantae; Streptophyta; Magnoliopsida; Ericales; Ericaceae
Product: large ribosomal subunit protein eL14z-like
Exons: 5
Coding region: 153-557 (134 amino acids)
Biological process (GO): translation; ribosomal large subunit biogenesis
Cellular component (GO): cytosolic large ribosomal subunit; ribosome
Molecular function (GO): structural constituent of ribosome; RNA binding
Source: RefSeq, a predicted model, not a curated record